GCUACUGAUAGCAGCAGUCCUGUUUUUGUUCUCACGCAGCACCAGGCUGAGAUUUCUCUCUCUGGAGGCAAAGAUGAACGCUGUCAUGGACGCCUUGCAGGGUUUUGGGGUGAGCACCACCCGCUACCUGCAGACCGACUACCAGGACGCCCAGGGUUUGUUCCUCUGGGUGUCCUGGGCGGCGGAUCUCAGGAACACCUUCUUCAUCUUCUUCCCGCUCUGGUUUCACCUGCGGUCGUCAGUGGGCAUCAAGCUCAUCUGGGUGGCCGUGAUCGGAGACUGGCUCAACCUGGUGUUCAAAUGGAUCCUGUUUGGAGAGAGGCCUUACUGGUGGGUCCAUGAGACGGAUCAUUAUGCAAACGCAGUCCGUCCUCACAUCGAGCAGUAUCCAAUGACCUGUGAGACCGGCCCAGGCAGCCCCUCUGGCCACGCUAUGGGAGCCGCCGGUGUCUACUACACCCUGGUCACCUCCAUCCUCGCCCUCAUGACCAGCAAGAAGAAAUAUGGAGGCAAAAAAUCCACCAACAAGGAAUGGUAUCUGAAGGUGGUUUUGUGGACGCUGUUCUGGGGAGUCCAGGUGUGCGUCUGUCUCUCCAGGGUCUUCAUCGCCGCACACUUCCCCCACCAGGUCAUCGCUGGCGUCAUCUCAGGUAUGAUCGUGGCCGAGGCCUUCAACAGAACCCAGUGGAUCUACAGCGCCAGCAUGAAGAAGUACUUCUACACCACCCUCUUCUUGACCUCCUUCGCCGUGGGCUUCUACCUCGUCCUGAAGGCCAUGGGCGUGGACCUGCUGUGGACGCUGGAGAAAGCCCAGAAGUGGUGCGUGAGGCCCGAGUGGGUCCACCUGGACUCCACGCCCUUCGCCAGCCUCCUGCGUAACAUGGGCACCCUGUUCGGCCUCGGUCUGGGCCUGCACUCGCCCCUCUACACCGAGACCAAGAGGAGCGGCGGUACCUCGGUCAAAGUCGGCUGCGUCGUCAGCUCCCUGGUUCUGCUUCACCUGUUCGACUCCUUCAAGCCUCCAACGCACACGGCGUUCCUCUUCUACCUGCUGUCCUUCUGCAAGAGCGCCACCGUGCCUCUGGUGGCCGUCAGCAUCGUCCCGUACUGCGUGAACAGAGCUCUGAGCCUGCAGAGCAAGAAGGGAGUGUGAACUUGUACUAUUCGGACUAAAGACGAGGAGAGACUGAAAAAAAUAAACUUUCUUCUGGUGCUUUGUUGCGUUCAUACAUCCAGAUGAUCCUCAGGGAACAAAAUAAAAAGCCUAUGAGAUGUGGAACUGUCACUGGUGUGAUUUGGACACUGAACUGUUUGAGCACUAAGUGAAAGCAUUAUCCAGAAAUCAGCAACAUGUUAUAUUCACAGUUUCUUCCAGAGUCCUGUAAAAAGGACAAACAACGAACUCAUGCAGCUCCCAUUUUAAAACCUCAGACAAUAACAGUCACUCACAGCUUCAACUGUGUUAGUAAUGUAUUUUAAAUGUUAUAGAAAGUAUUUUUGAAACUGUUUUGAAUAUUUUUAAUAAAAAAAGAUUAUUGGAAAAA
Anoplopoma fimbria (sablefish) is the source of this 1544-nucleotide messenger RNA. It is a transcript of the gene g6pc1a.2, whose product is annotated as glucose-6-phosphatase catalytic subunit 1a, tandem duplicate 2. The coding region runs from base 74 to 1153 and encodes 359 amino acids. Gene Ontology annotation, biological process: gluconeogenesis; glucose 6-phosphate metabolic process. Lineage: Eukaryota; Metazoa; Chordata; Actinopteri; Perciformes; Anoplopomatidae. Gene Ontology annotation, molecular function: glucose-6-phosphatase activity. Gene Ontology annotation, cellular component: membrane. The record is from RefSeq and is a predicted model, not a curated record. The transcript is spliced from 5 exons.